Aaosphaeria arxii CBS 175.79 is the source of this 963-nucleotide messenger RNA. RefSeq names its product 3-hydroxyisobutyrate dehydrogenase mitochondrial precursor. The coding region runs from base 1 to 963 and encodes 320 amino acids. NCBI's taxonomy places the organism in Eukaryota, Fungi, Ascomycota, Dothideomycetes, Pleosporales. Gene Ontology annotation, cellular component: mitochondrion. The transcript has 2 exons. The record is from RefSeq and is a predicted model, not a curated record. Gene Ontology annotation, molecular function: NAD binding; 3-hydroxyisobutyrate dehydrogenase activity; NADP binding. Gene Ontology annotation, biological process: L-valine catabolic process.
AUGGCAUCCAAUAUUCGCAAGAAAAUGCCAUCUGACUCGAUACUAUACAUUAAUGAUAUCAACAUCAAUACCUGUGAGAAGUUCAAGAACGAAUUUUCAUCCCUGGGCCAAAUCAAGAUUGUCCCAACGGCACGCGAGGCAGCUGAAGAAAGCAAGUACGUACUAUCAAUAGUACCUGGUGCAAAGGACGUGAAAAAUGUGUACCUUGAUGAGAAGGAUGGAAUUAUAAGCUCAAGAAUAGAUGAGGAAAGAUUGUUGUGUGAAUGCAGUACUAUUGAUGCCAAAAGUACGCGCGAAAUUGGAGAGAAAUUGAAGGAGAGGAUCCUGGGAACUUAUGUUGAUACGCCAGUUUCUGGCGGUGUACCAGCAGCAGAGCGUGGGGACUUAAGCAUGCUGAUCGGGCACCCCGCCCCUUCUCCGGAGAGCCCAAUCUCCAAGCGCUUGGAGAGUGUUCUCUCAAUGAUCGGCUCGCCAGCGAAGUUCUUCUAUCUAAACCAUUUAGGCGCAGGUCUGACGGCAAAAAUCUCGAACAACUACCUCAGUGGCACAAUCCUUCUGGCAACGGCUGAAGCCUUAGCCAUAGGCGUCGCCCAAGGUCUUGAUCCUAAAGACCUGUACUCGGUGAUCCGCGCCUCUACUGGACAGUCGUGGAUGUGUGAUCACGUUAUGCCAAUUCCGAAUGUGGCUGAUUUCUGGGUUCCGAGUAAUAGCGGUUAUAAACCAGGGUUCAAAACUCAGAUGAUGCUCAAAGAUCUGGGCCUGGGAAUCGAGGCUGGUAUUCAAGUUGGAGUGCGACCUACGAUGGCAGAGGCGGCAAUGCAAGUUUGGGAAAGUGCAAGCAAAGAUGAGCGAUGCUAUGAUAGAGACGGAAGUAGCGUAUAUCUUCACAUAGGAGGCAAUCUUCCAGCAGGGUACGAAGAUAAGGGUAAAAGGAUUAUUACUGGGGAAUGGACAUUCGAAUGA